Molecule: messenger RNA, 6656 nt
Organism: Alligator sinensis (Chinese alligator)
Lineage: Eukaryota; Metazoa; Chordata; Crocodylia; Alligatoridae
Product: host cell factor 1
Exons: 23
Coding region: 16-6519 (2167 amino acids)
Biological process (GO): chromatin remodeling; regulation of DNA-templated transcription
Cellular component (GO): histone methyltransferase complex
Molecular function (GO): transcription coactivator activity; protein binding
Source: RefSeq, a predicted model, not a curated record
GAGCGGCUGCCCAAGAUGGCGGCGCCCAUCAACGCCCCCCAUCCCCCCUCCAUUGCAAGAUGGCAGCGCCCUGACAGGGGAGGGGCGGAGCCCGCGCCUCCGUCCCCGCCCCCCUGCGGGCCGGGCCGAGCCGAGCCGGGGCGGGGAGGGUGGGAAGGGAAAAGCGGGGACUCCCUCACACAGGCGCAAGAUGGCGGCUCCCAGGGCGGCGUGAACCCACCCCCCACUCCUUUUUCGCCCUCUGCCGUCCGGACCGCUCAAGGGGGGCCAUCAAUGGCCACUGCGGUGUCGCCUGCCACCCCCGGGGGGGCCUCCCCAGCCGACGGGACCUCUGGGGCUGCUCCCAGCCUGGGGCUGCUGCAGCCGCGCUGGAAGCGGGUGGUGGGCUGGUCUGGUCCUGUGCCGCGGCCCCGCCAUGGCCACCGCGCUGUGGCCAUCAAGGAGCUCAUCGUCGUCUUUGGUGGUGGCAACGAGGGCAUCGUGGAUGAGCUGCACGUCUAUAACACUGCCACCAACCAGUGGUUCAUCCCAGCUGUGCGGGGAGACAUCCCGCCAGGCUGUGCCGCCUACGGCUUUGUGUGCGAUGGCACCCGCCUGCUGGUCUUCGGUGGCAUGGUGGAGUAUGGCAAGUACAGCAACGACCUCUAUGAACUCCAGGCCAGCCGCUGGGAGUGGAAGAGGCUGAAGGCAAAGACCCCCAAGAAUGGGCCUCCACCCUGCCCCCGCCUGGGCCACAGCUUCUCACUGGUUGGCAACAAGUGCUACCUCUUUGGGGGGCUAGCCAAUGACAGUGAAGACCCCAAGAACAACAUCCCCAGGUACCUGAAUGACCUGUACUUGCUGGAACUGCGGGCAGGCUCAGGUGUGGUGGCCUGGGACAUCCCCAUCACGUAUGGGGUGUUGCCACCACCCCGUGAGUCCCACACAGCUGUGGUCUACACUGAGCGUGACACCCGCAAGUCCAAGCUUGUCAUCUAUGGUGGCAUGAGUGGCUGCCGCCUUGGCGACCUCUGGACCCUUGAUAUUGAGACCCUGACAUGGAACAAGCCCAGCCUGAGUGGAGUAGCACCCCUGCCCCGCAGCCUGCAUUCUGCCACCACCAUUGGCAAUAAAUUCGAUGGCAUGGGAGUCUAUCUUAAUGGACACGCUGGAGGACAACAUCCCACGAGCACGGGCUGGACACUGUGCUGUGGCCAUCAACACACGCCUCUACAUCUGGAGUGGGCGCCUGCCCCUGCCCCCGUGCCCUCGGUGCCCGCCAACCCACCCAAGAGCCCUGCGCCUGCUGCCGCUGCACCUGUUGCCCCUACGCCUGCUGCUGCUGCUCCACCCCUGGCCCAGGUGGGCAUUACUCUGCUGCCCCCAGCCACUGCUGCACCUGCUCCUGCCACCACCGCCCUGCAGGUGCUGCCUGCCAGUGCUGCCCUGCCUGUUGCCUCCAGCCCCCGCACACAGGGUGUGCCAACAGUGCUGAAAGUGCCGGGCCCGCAGGCCUCACCAGGGCCCCCACUGGUGACAGUGCGCUCAGCCGGGCAGGUUGGCAAGGCUCCAGUCGCCGUCACCUCACUGCCUGCUGGUGUGCGCAUGGUAGUGCCCACCCAGACUGCCCAGGGCACGGUGAUUGGGAGCAGCCCCCAGAUGAGUGGUAUGGCGGCACUGGCGGCAGCAGCGGCUGCCACACAGAAGAUCCCGCCAGCCUCGGCACCCACGGUGCUCAGUGUCCCAGCUGGCACCACCAUCGUCAAGACUGUGGCUGUGUCCCCUGGUACCACCUCGUUGCCUGCCACCGUCAAGGUUGCCUCCUCACCUGUCAUGGUGAGCAACCCAGCGACACGGAUGCUGAAGACAGCAGCGGCUCAGGUGGGCACGUCGGCCUCGGUGGUCACAUCAGCAACACCCACACGGCCCAUCAUCACUGUGCACAAAUCAGGCACUGUCACUGUGGCACAGCAGGCCCAAGUCAUGACCACCGUGGUGGGUGGUGUCACCAAGACCAUCACUCUUGUCAAGAGCCCCAUCUCCGUGCCUGGUGGCAGUGCCCUGAUCUCCAACCUGGGGAAGGUGAUGUCAGUGGUGCAGACAAAGCCGGUGCAGAGCUCUGCGGUGACCGGGCAGGCGUCUAGUGGGCCUGUCACGCAGAUCAUCCAGACAAAGGGUCCACUGCCAGCAGGCACGAUUCUGAAGCUGGUGACAUCAGCGGAUGGGAAGCCCACAACCAUCCUGACGACAACACAGGCAGGCGGCAGCACAGCCAAGCCCACUAUCCUGGGCAUCAGCAGCGUCUCACCUAGCACCACCAAGCCCGGCACCACCACCAUCAUCAAGACUAUCCCCAUGUCAGCCAUCAUCACCCAGUCCGGCGCUACCGGUGUGACGAGCAGUCCCGGCAUCAAGUCCCCCAUCACCAUCAUCACCACCAAAGUCAUGACCUCGGGUACUGGCACCCCUGCCAAGAUCAUCACAGCAGUGCCCAAGCUGGCCACAGGCCAUGGGCAGCAAGGGGUCACACAGGUGGUACUGAAAGGGGCGCCAGGGCAGCCGGGCACAAUCCUGAGGACAGUGCCCAUGGGAGGGGUGCGCCUUGUCACCCCCGUCACCGUCUCAGCUGUGAAGCCCACCGUCACCACGUUGGUCGUCAAGGGAACCACAGGGGUGACGACACUGGGCACGGUGACAGGGACAGUGUCGACCAGCCUAGCAGGAGCAGGUGGACACAGUGCCAAUGCCUCGCUGGCCACACCCAUAACUACACUGGGCACCAUCGCCACGCUCAGCAGCCAGGUGCUCAACCCUGCUGCCAUCACUGUUUCAGCUGCCCAGACCACUAUGGCACCUGCUGCAGGCCUAGCCACGCCCACCAUCACCAUGCAGCCUGUGUCACAGCCCACCCAGGUGACGCUGAUCACGACACCCAGUGGUGUGGAGGCACAGCCUGUCCAUGAUCUGCCUGUGUCCAUCCUGGCCUCACCUACAGCUGAGCAGCCAGCAGCUGCUGUGAGUCUGGCGGAACCAAGCCCCAGUGACCCCAGCCCAGGCACUGUGACCCUGGUGUGCUCAAACCCACCCUGCGAGACGCAUGAGACGGGCACCACGCCCACAGCCACCACAGUGCUGAGUGCUGGAGCCCGGCCCUGCGCCAACCCCCCAUGUGAGACGCAUGAGACAGGCACCACGCCCACGCCCACAGCUGCCAACCCACCCUGCCACACUCGCCACACCAGCGCCACGGGCACCACCAUGACAGCCAUUGCUGGCAGCAGCACCGGGCAGCACUUGGGUGCCAACCCUCCGUGUGAGAUGCACAAGACCAGCCUCACCAACAUAGCCACAGCAGCCACCAAUGAGCAAUUGUGCACCAACCCCCCGUUCGAAACAGGCAGUAUCAACACAGCCACAAUGGCCACAGCUGGGCGAUUAUGUACCAACCCCCCGUAUAAGGUGCAUGAGUCUGACACCCCCAGCAUGGCCAUGACUGCCACGGCUGGGCAGCGAUUGUGCUUCAACCCCCCAUGUGAGACGGGCGUCACCAGUACAGCCAUGGUUGGGCAGCGCUUGUGCAGCAAUCCCCCGUGCGAGAUGCAUGAGACGGGAACCACUAGCACAGCCCCAACAGCCACAGCUGGGCAGCGAUUGUUUUCCAACCCCCCAUGUGAGACAGGCACCAUCAACACAGCCAUGGCCAGGCAACGGUUGUGCACCAACCCGCCCUGCGAGAUGCACGAGACAGGCACCACCAACACGGCUACAACAGCUACAGCUGGGCAGAGAUUGUGCUCCAAACCUCCAUGUGAGACGCACGAGACGGGUACCACCAACACGGCCACAACGGCCCGGUCACAUAUGGGCCGGGGGCCGGGGGUGCCACCCACUCCCCCAUGCCACACGCAGCAGACCAGUUCCACAGGUACCACUAUGUCAGUGCGAGCAGGGGAGGGACAGCAAUCGCGUGCUGGGUGGCUGGCUCAAGCCCCACCCCCUCGCACAGCCCCGACCCCUCCCACAGUGCCUGAGAGCCAACCUCACCCAACCCCAGACACUCAUGUACUGCCGUGGGCAUGUGGAGACCCCCCAUGUGAAACCCAUAAAACAGGUACCACCAACACGGCCACAGUGGCCAUGGCUGGGCAGCGAGCGUGCACAAGUCCCAAAUGCGAGACACAUGAGAGGGGCACCACCAACACAGCCACAACGGCUGUGGCUGGACAGUACUUGUGCUCCAGUUCCUCGUGUGAAACAAGUAGUACUAACGUGGCUAUGAGAGCAACAGCCAGGCAGCAAGCGUGCACAAAACCCCCAUGUGAGAUGCAUGAGACCAGUGCGACCCAUACAGCUGUGACAGUCACAGCCAGCCAACGACUGUGCUCCAAUCCCCCAUGCGAGACGCAUGAGACUGGCACCACCAGCACAGCCACGACGGCCACUGCUGGACAGCGACUGUGCUCCAAUCCCCCAUGUGAGAUGCAUGAGACCGGCACCACCAGCACAACCACAACAGCCACAGCUGGGCAACGAUUAUGCUCUAAUCCCCGAUCCGAAACAGGAGCCACCACAACUCUGGCUGGACAGCGCUUGUGCUCCAACCCACCAUGUGAGAUGCAUGAGACGGGCACCACCAAUACAGCCACUACUGCCACGGCCAACAUGGGAGGGGGGCAUGGGCAGGGGCAAGAGCCAGAUGGUGCCACAGACCCAUGUGACCCGCAGCCUGCAGGCACUGCAACGCCAGCUGAGGCAGCUGCCACCCACCCCCUGGGGGAGCCCCCAGCUGCCGCCACUGCCCCCCCCAGCUCCCUCCACACCUGCUCCAACCCACCCUGCGAGACCCAUGAGACAGGCACCACCCACACGGCCACCACUGUGACUGCCAGGGCCUUCAAUGUUUCUCCUAACCCCGCAGACCAGCCACCUGCUGCCAACGGGCAGGGAGAACCAGAGACCACACAGGCUGAAGGCAGUGCUGCAGCUCCCAGCAGCAGCGCCAGCCCUGGGCCCAGCUUGGCCCAGCCUCGUGCUGUCACCACUGUCACCCAGUCCACACCUGCACCUGGCCCUGCCGUCCCAACCAUCUCAUCGCUGACAGAGCCACCAGCUGAGGACGAGCCUGAGGCAGCACCUGCGGCCGAGCCGCCAGUGCCCCCUGGCCCCGAGCCAGCCUCCUCUGAGCCCCCUGAACAACUGCAGCUAGCAGAGGAGCCCCCAGCAUCCCCCACACCACCUGCUGUGCAUGAGCUGCCGCCUCCUGAGCUAGCCCCCACUGUCCCUGAGGAGCCACCGUUGCCAGCCACUGGCCCCAUCCCAGACCCAGUGGCUGUGGUGGUGAUGCCGGAGGGUCCUACUAGUGGCCCUCCAGCACCCCAACCUGAGGUGGAGCCCCUGGGCCUGCCCCAGGAGCUGAUGGCUGAAGGGCAGGCGGGUGCUGCUACCACCCUUAUGGUGACAGGGCUGACACCUGAGGAGCUGGCUGUGACAGCAGCGGCUGAGGCAGCUGCCCAGGCCGCAGCCACUGAAGAGGCCCAGGCCCUGGCCAUUCAGGCUGUGCUGCAGGCUGCCCAGCAGGCUGUCAUGGGAGCCGGGGAGCCACUGGAUGCAGCAGAAGCGGGCACAGGGCCAGCCGAGCUGGGGGCGCUGGGGGCUGAGGGGCCGGAGGGGCCUCCUGCCACCAUCCCUAUAGUGCUGACACAGCAGGAGUUGGCAGCAUUAGUACAGCAGCAGCAGCAGCUGCAGGAGGCACAGGCAGUGGCAGCUGCAUCCCAGGCACAGCAUGGCACUGCCCUGCACCUGCCUACUGAGGCACUGGCACCUGCUGACAGCCUCAAUGACCCAGCCAGUGAGAGCAAUGGGCUGGCUGAACUGCCAGGCCCUGCUGGACCCCCCCCUGGCCUGCCCCCCCCACCCCCUGACAGCCUAGCACCCUCCAGCACAUUCGUGGCACCACAGCCUGUAGUGGGCCCCAGCCCAGCCAAGCUGCAGGCAGCUGCUGCUCUGGCUGAGGUGGCCAAUGGCAUUGAGCCUGCCCCUGUGAAGCCAGACCCAUCCGUGCCGCCCCCCAAGGCGCUGGUGAAGAAGGAGAACCAGUGGUUUGAUGUGGGCGUGGUCAAGGGGACAAACAUGAUGGUGACACACUACUUCCUGCCCCCUGAUGAUGCACCUCCCACAGAUGAUGACUCUGGCACAAUCCCUGAUUACUCACAGCUGAAAAAACAGGAGCUGCAGCCAGGCACAGCGUAUAAGUUCCGUGUGGCUGGGAUCAAUGCUUGUGGCCGGGGACCCUUCUCGGAGAUCUCAGCCUUCAAGACCUGCCUUCCUGGCUUUCCUGGCGCCCCCUGUGCCAUCAAGAUCAGCAAGGUGUGUGUGUGCCUGUCCCAUCCCACCCCCCCACGCACACGGGAAGGACAGGCAGAUAUGCGCAGUGACUGCCCUUGGAGGUCCUGGGAAGAGAAGUGGGCGCAGGCCUGGCAGCACCAGACACUGAGGGUGGGGGCCCACUGGGUCCUGUGUGUCUGUGUCUCAAUGGCCUAGAAUCCUAUGUGCAUGUCUAGGCCUACGCCCCAAGGCGUGGGGGGAGGGUUGCUGGGCUGUGUGUGUGUGCACACGCACACAUGAACAACUAGUGUCCCGUGGCUGGGGGGGCACAGUGGCAGCCAGCGGGGAUCACG